Branchiostoma floridae (Florida lancelet) is the source of this 1755-nucleotide messenger RNA. RefSeq names its product coadhesin-like. NCBI's taxonomy places the organism in Eukaryota, Metazoa, Chordata, Leptocardii, Amphioxiformes, Branchiostomatidae. The transcript is spliced from 11 exons. The coding region runs from base 1 to 1755 and encodes 584 amino acids. The record is from RefSeq and is a predicted model, not a curated record.
AUGCGAUGUCCACAAUGCAGUAAUGGUGGCUGGUCCGAAUGGGUGGAUGGGGACUGCAGUGUGACCUGUGGCGUUGGCGAGCAGACCCAAAGCCGUACCUGCAACAAUCCGGAACCCGCCAACGGGGGAGCAGAAUGUACGCUGGAGGACGGAACGAUAGGACGGACCGAGGAAAGGAUCGUACCUUGUGACCAAGGACCGUGUCCGAUAGAUGGGGGCUGGUCCGAAUGGGUGGAUGGGGACUGCAGUGUGACCUGUGGCGUUGGCGAGCAGACCCAAAGCCGUACCUGCAACAAUCCGGAACCCGCCAACGGGGGAGCAGAAUGUACGCUGGAGGACGGAACGGCAGGACGGACCGAGGAAAGGAUCGUACCUUGGCCUUGUGACCAAGGACCCUGCCCAAUAGAUGGGGGCUGGUCCGAAUGGGUGGAUGGGGACUGCAGUGUGACCUGUGGCGUUGGCGAGCAGACCCAAAGCCGGACCUGCAACAAUCCGGAACCCACCAACGGGGGAGCAGAAUGUACGCUGGAGGACGGAACGACAGGACGGACCGAGGAAAGGAUCGUACCUUGGCCUUGUGACCAAGGAACCUGUCCGAUAGAUGGUGGCUGGUCCGAAUGGGUGGAUGGGGACUGCAGUGUGACCUGUGGCGUUGGCGAGCAGACCCAAAGCCGUACCUGCAACAAUCCGGAACCCGCCAACGGGGGAGCAGAAUGUACGCUGGAGGACGGAACGACAGGACGGACUGAGGAAAGAAUCGUGCCUUGUGACCAAGGACCCUGUCCGAUAGAUGGGGACUGGUCUGAAUGGGUGGAUGGGGGCUGCAGUGUGACCUGUGGCGUUGGCGAGCAGACCCAAAGCCGUACCUGCAACAAUCCGGAACCCGCCAACGGGGGAGCAGAAUGUACGCUGGAGGACGGAACGACAGGACGGACCGAGGAAAGGAUCGUACCUUGUGACCAAGGACCCUGUUCGAUAGAUGGAGGCUGGUCCAAAUGGGUGGAUGGGGACUGCAGUGUGACCUGUGGCGUUGGCGAGCAGACCCAAAGCCGUACCUGCAACAAUCCGGAACCCGCCAACGGGGGAGCAGAAUGUACGCUGGAGGACGGAACGGCAGGACGGACCGAGGAAAGGAUCGUACCUUGGCCUUGUGACCAAGGACCGUGUCCGAUAGAUGGGGGCUGGUCCGAAUGGGUGGAUGGGGACUGCAGUGUGACCUGUGGCGUUGGCGAGCAGACCCAAAGCCGUACCUGCAACAAUCCGGAACCCGCCAACGGGGGAGCAGAAUGUGUGCUGGAGGACGGAACGACAGGACGGACCGAAGAAAGGACCGUACCUUGUGACCAAGGACCCUGUCCAAUAGAUGGUGGCUGGUCCGACUGGGUGGAUGGGGACUGCAGUGUGACCUGUGGCGUUGGCGAGCAGACCCAAAGCCGGACCUGCAACAAUCCGGAACCCGCCAACGGGGGAGCAGAAUGUACGCUGGAGAACGGAACGGCAGGACGGACCGAGGAAAGGAUCGUACCUUGGCCUUGUGACCAAGGACCGUGUCCGAUAGAUGGAGGCUGGUCCGAAUGGGUGGAUGGGGGCUGCAGUGUGACCUGUGGCGUUGGCGAGCAGACCCAAAGCCGUACCUGCAACAAUCCGGAACCCGCCAACGGGGGAGCAGAAUGUACGCUGGAGGACGGAACGACAGGACGGACCGAGGAAAGGAUCGUACCUUGUGACCAAGGACCCUGUUCGAUAGCUUCGUGA